AAUUUUGUAAACACAAGUAGCUUUCCAAGUGAACACAACGUUUUGUCACAGUGACAUACACAUUUUAUUCACUUUUUCCAAAAUUGUCUAUAUUUUAACCCGAAAACAAAAAAAAACUGAAACUCGAAAAUUUAUGCAUUUUAUGCAACCGGCCUUUAGAAGAAUCUCUUACAGAAGUAAACUCCACCAGAGAACCACAUCAUGCUCAAGCUAAUAACGUUAAUAAAGUCGCGAUCGAAGAAAUUGGGAGUUCGAUGCUAUCAGAAUCGACUACCCACCGUUUUAUCGCAGAAAACGAACAGUGUUGGACGGUUCGGCGUCGGUAUGGUCGCCUGCGACAUCAAAGACUACACCUUGUGGCGGCCCCGCCCCCGGCAGUUGCACAUCAAUCGGUUCACCGAUCGCAACGGACCGUCUAACUCCGAUGCCGGAUCGGAGGAGCAGAAUGGCGAAGGCGGAGAGGGUGCCGACUGGACUGCCAACGAUGGAACGGUCCUGCGUUGGGGUAUAGCGCCAGUCAGCCUUAUGGCUGACGAUUUCGCCACGGCGCUCAGUGUCCUGCCGCCGAACCAUCACCGUAUCGUGUCCUGUGUGGCAGCCUACCAAUCGCAUGCUCUGGCCUUCGCGGAGCGUCAUCAUGUGGAGAAUGUGUACACAAGCUUUGAGGAUUUGGCCAAGUGUCCAAAUGUUGAUGUCGUAUACAUCUCGCCGCUGAACCCACAGCACUCGGAGCUGUGCCACCUGAUGUUGAAUCACGACAAGCACGUUCUGUGCGAGAAGCCGCUUUGCAUGACCGAGGAUCAGGUGAAGAAAGUGCUGGAAAAGGCGCGGGCGCGUCGUCUCUUUCUCAUGGAGGGUAUGUGGCCCAGAUGUGUGCCAGCAUACCAUUAUAUACGCCAUCAGAUCCUGCGGAAUCGCCUCGGAGAGCUGCAACAUGUGCACUGCACCCUAGGGCUGCCCAUUGCUCACAACCGGCUGGCUCUUUACGGCGGAGUCACUACCGACUUUGGCGUGUACGGCCUUCAGCUGGCUUUGUGGAUUUUUCGGGAGGUGCCGCGCAGCAUCCAGGUCAGCGGGCGGGUCAACGCGGACAAUGUGGACGUGGCAGCAGAUAUAGAGCUUACUUUUAGCCGCAACCAGAUAGCCACCAUUGAAGUUACUUCUGAAAAGCGGCUUAGCAAUCGGGCCAUAAUCCAGGGAAAAGAUGGGUGCAUCAAGAUGACUAAUUAUUGGUGUCCCACUCGCCUGGUUACCGAAGAGGCCGACUUUGAGUUUCCGCUUCCGGGGUCGGACCAAGCCCUGCCCACUCACUACCACAACAGACUGGGCAUGUGCUACGAGGCCGACGAGGUGAGAAAAUGCAUCCUGGGGGGUAGGAACGAGAGCGACAUGUUCAGUCACAACGAGAGCCUCCUGGUGGCCAACUUGAUAGACUCCAUUCAUGCCGAGCUGGGCGUUGGUAGCUAUGCAGUUACCCAUAAAGUUCCCGAUCUUCAGAAGGAGAUCGAGUGUGCCCGGGACAUUGUCGAGGAUCCCGAGGAGUUGGCCAGUGAGACGUGUCGCGUGGUGCAGAAAAUUGACGUCGGCGAGACACUCCCGCCGCCGGAAACGCAGAAGGAGCUAGCAAUGGAGGCCACCACACACACCAGACCCACCGUCAGUCAGACGCCUCCUUAGGGGGCGGGGUGUGGGCGGGUGUGUGUGUGUGUUAAUUGUAUAAGCUCCAAUUGAAUCAACGGAUGCGUAAAUAAAACAGAAGUAUUCAUGGAAAUUACACAAAAA
Molecule: messenger RNA, 1782 nt
Organism: Drosophila ananassae
Lineage: Eukaryota; Metazoa; Arthropoda; Insecta; Diptera; Drosophilidae
Product: trans-1,2-dihydrobenzene-1,2-diol dehydrogenase
Exons: 5
Coding region: 202-1677 (491 amino acids)
Molecular function (GO): nucleotide binding
Source: RefSeq, a predicted model, not a curated record